Spizellomyces punctatus DAOM BR117 is the source of this 655-nucleotide messenger RNA. RefSeq lists its product as uncharacterized. Bases 88 to 390 code for a protein of 100 amino acids. The record is from RefSeq and is a predicted model, not a curated record. Lineage: Eukaryota; Fungi; Chytridiomycota; Chytridiomycetes; Spizellomycetales; Spizellomycetaceae. The transcript is spliced from 2 exons.
GUUGUCAUAGAAAUCGAAUCUGCGCUUCAACGUUGAGAAUAAAGAUCGGUUGGAACUCUUCGACAUUGUUACUCCAGGAACCCCACAAUGUUCAUUCGCACAACACGACUACAUGCGCUUCGCUCGCUACGGAAGGAGACAGCUCGUCCUUCGUCUACAUCAACCCGCUCCUCCCUUCCCCGCCGGACAACAGCAUUUUCGAGUACCCCACUAGGACCGUCUAUCAACCCGCAACCCACCGCCUCAUUUGCCUCCCGGAAUAUGUGUUCGGUAUCCAGCAGCACAAUGACAUCCCUUGUUCCGUCGACCCUUGCCAAAACCCUUCAUGCGAGGUCAGCUGCAGUAACACUAGCAAGAACGUACGGGGUUUGCGAUUCAGACGAUCUAUAACGUUUUUUGUGGGUCAUGUUUGAGUUUGGGGGUACACUAGGGCGAAGGAUAUCUGAAGAUGUCGAUAUGCGGAGGAGUUCUUGGAGCCGCCACAGAAGACCGAGUGACACAUCAAAUUUCGAUAGCCGCUAGGGAAUGGGUCCGGAAGAAAAGAUGCUAUAGAAUCUGAUGCGCGCGAUGAGUCGUGAAACACAUGCCAUGUCUACAUAUCCUCACAAUAAAAUAAUGGCACAAAGCGAUAUCGAGCUCACGAUCAAAGAAAUAA